CAAGUAUGCACCAACAAAGCAAACCCACCAUGACUAGUACUUCAUCUAAAAACCCUAUGCACAACAAUGAAGAGAAACCCUCUUCAUCUUCACCAACAUUGAAGCUAUUCGGUUUCUCAUUAACACCAUCUAACACCCUUUCUUGUAACAACAAAAGAUUUAGAUGUUAUUUCUGUCGCCGCGAAUUUGCCAAUUCUCAAGCUUUAGGAGGCCAUCAAAACGCGCACAAAAGAGAACGACAAAGAGCACACUUUCUUUCCAUUCUUCCUCAUCAUCAACGCUUUGUAGCAUCUUCAUCUUAUCAUCCCAUGAUAGAACAACAUAGAGCACCAAGAGCAAUGUUUUUUCAUCCCCGCGGAUCACCGGGCGCAAUAUGGGAGAGACAACCUUAUGAAGAAGGGCCUAAUGAGAUCCAUUUUGAUGCAGGUACAUCCAGAAAUAAUGGACAAGUACACAAUAAUAUUAUUGAUGGUGAUGUUGAUCUUAACUUGAGUCUAGCUUGUGUACCUAUCAAUUCCAAGGACAAAGAGUUUGGAAGGGAGUGAACUUGAAUUUAGACACAAAAACUCAUCACAUGUCCUUUUCAUGCACUUUAAUUUUUCUCUCUUAUCCUUUUCUGUACUUGCACUACUCUAGCUUGCUAUGAAAUGCAAUUGCUAGCUAUUAUUUGACUUGGCCUGAAG
This is a messenger RNA of Vicia villosa (hairy vetch), 683 nucleotides long. Its product is annotated as zinc finger protein 6-like. Bases 6 to 545 code for a protein of 179 amino acids. Gene Ontology annotation, cellular component: nucleus. The transcript has a single exon. The record is from RefSeq and is a predicted model, not a curated record. Gene Ontology annotation, molecular function: transcription cis-regulatory region binding; DNA-binding transcription factor activity. Lineage: Eukaryota; Viridiplantae; Streptophyta; Magnoliopsida; Fabales; Fabaceae. Gene Ontology annotation, biological process: gibberellic acid mediated signaling pathway; cytokinin-activated signaling pathway; trichome differentiation.